AUGGCGAAGCUGCGGAGAGGGACACGGGUCCUCGGCCGAAGGGCCCCGAGCAGCGUGCCCGCCUGUCGGGGCCCUCGGGAGCGACUCGCAGGUCCCCCGGCACUCGCGGACCCGGCUGCGUUCGCGUCCGCGUCCCGGGCCCAGCGCCGAGCGCCGAGCAGGCAGCGUUCCCGCGGCCCGGCCCGACUGGGCGGCCCCCCGCGGGGCGCGCUCACCCCGGUCCCGGCGAGCGGAAGGGAGCUCCGGCCGACUGCGCACCCCACGGCGGUGCUGGGCAUCAACGGCCCGGACGCCCCCAGAUCCUACCGGGAAGGACAAGGUGGAGGAUCAGGAAGGGAACUGCCUAGGGUCCGGGAGCUGACCCAGUCCUCUAUCAGACAGCAGGCUCUCCGGGUUCAGGGGUUGUGUCUCCUCCAUCAGACUGGGGACUCCUACUUAGCCCUUACUAUCUUUAGCCAGGGAGAUAUUUAUAUCCCCCAGGGAAUCUUUUGCCGCUGCGGGGGAGCCCGAGUUGGUAGCCGCUGCAUCCGGGCCUUCAGAGGCCGCCUCCGCCCGCUUGGGCUGGCCAUGCCGGAGGCUCUGGUGCAGGUGUGGGUGGGCACCCAUCUCUUCAAGGCCGAGCGAGCCCUCCUUGUGGAGCACUGUGGCUUUUUCCGGGGCCUCUUCCGCUCGGGCAUGCGGGAGGCGCGCACAGCUGAGGUGCGCUUGGGCGUGCUGAGGCCGGAAGGCUUCUACAUCACGCUGCAGGUGCUGCGCGGCGAGCGGCCGGCGCUGGCGGCCGCCGACGAGCUGCUGCAGGCUGUGGAGUGCGCCGCCUUCCUGCAGGCGCCGGCGCUGGCACGCUUUCUGCAGCACAGCCUCACGUCGGACAACUGCGCGCUGCUCUGCGACGCGGCCGCCACCUUCGGGCUGCACGACGUCUUCCACAGCGCCGCGCUCUUCAUCCGGGACGGCGCGCGCGAGUUGGCGGCCCUGCUGGCGUUGCCAGAGACCCGCGCCUACGUGGCGGCGCUGAGGCCCAGCAGCUACGUGGCGGUGAGCACACACGCGCCGACGCCCGGCUUCCUGGAGGACGCGUCGCGCACCAUCUGCUACCUGGACGAGGAGGCGAACAGGUGGCGCACGCUGGCCGCGCUGCCCCUGGAGGCCAGCACGCUACUGGCUGGCGUGGCCACGCUGGGCAACAAGCUCUAUAUCGUGGGGGGCGUGCGGGGAGCCAACAAGGAGGUUGUGGAGCUGGGCUUCUGCUACGACCCCGACGGCGGCACGUGGCGCGAGUUCCCCAGCCCUCACCAGCCGCGCUACGACACGGCGCUGGCCGGCUUCGACGAUCACCUCUACGCCAUCGGUGGCGAGUUCCAGAGGACUGCCAUGAGCUCGGUGGAGCGCUACGACCCGGCCGCCGGCUGCUGGAGCUUCGUGGCCGACCUGCCACAGCCGGCCGCGGGCGUGCCCUGCGCCCAGGCCCGCGGCCGCCUCUUCGUGUGUCUCUGGCGGCCGGCCGAUACCACGGCAGUGGUGGAAUACUCGGUGCGGGCCGAUGACUGGCUGCCUGUGGCAGACCUGCGGCGCCCCCAGAGCUACGGCCACUGCAUGGUGGCUCACCGCGACUGUCUCUACGUGGUGCGUAACGGACCCAAGGACGACUUCCUGCACUGCGCCAUUGACUGCCUCAACCUGGCCACGGGCCAGUGGACAGCGCUGCCCGGUCAGUUCGUCAACAGCAAGGGCGCACUCUUCACGGCUGUAGUGCGCGGCGACACCGUCUAUACGGUCAACCGCGUGUUCACGCUGCUCUAUGCCAUCGAGGGCGGCACCUGGCGGCUGCUAAGGGAGAGAGCCGGCUUCCCGCGGCCCGGCUCCUUGCAGACCUUUCUCCUGAGGCUCCCUUCCGGUACCCGGGGACCUGUGGCCUCGACGACGCCAGAACUAUGACCCCUGGGCUGGGCUUGAGGAGGGGAUGCCCAGGAUCUUCCGUGAGCCAUGGCUGAGUCUGUGAGGCUGGCCUUAGGAGCUGGGAACUUUUCUGUCCCCACCCUCCCAAACCCCAUUGAGACAUCCAGGUCUUGUGCCUUCUGGUGGUGUGAACACAUCCAAGGAUCUCAUGAAGCAACAACUCUGGGAUGUCAGCCCUCAAACUGCUUGGGCUCUCUUGAGAGUUGGUGGGUCGCAAUGUCAGUGGAAGGGAUGGGGAGGGGAGGAUUUCAAUAAUCUAGGCUUGUGUGUAAAUGGGCCAGUAAUUGAGCAAGGCUGGGAGUUUGUUAAGUGAUGUUAAACUGGCAAUCAAUAGGCAAGAAUUAGGCACCUACUGUGUACCCAGCGCAGUCCUGGGCUUAAUAUGGCUGUAGUUGCCAGAUGGGGGUCCACAAAGCUUAGAGUCUAGCCCAGGACAACAAAAGGUUUACAUACACUUGUCUUAAUCCACAGAGGGCUGAAGGCAAUAUAGAAGGGAAAAAAAAAAAAAAAAACCCACCACCACCAAACCCCACAAUAAAGUACUGAAAAAAUUAGGGCAAAGGGAAAAUAGGAAGAGGAAAAAAUACAUUAUUCCAGGAAGGAGGGUAGUAAACAAACUGUAUGAAGAAAGCAAGCAUGAUAAUUAGCUGCUGAAAGGGGAAGUUCAGAAAA
Molecule: messenger RNA, 2628 nt
Organism: Phacochoerus africanus (Common warthog)
Lineage: Eukaryota; Metazoa; Chordata; Mammalia; Artiodactyla; Suidae
Gene: KBTBD13
Product: kelch repeat and BTB domain containing 13
Exons: 4
Coding region: 1-1935 (644 amino acids)
Molecular function (GO): protein binding
Source: RefSeq, a predicted model, not a curated record